This is a messenger RNA of Letharia lupina, 801 nucleotides long. RefSeq lists its product as uncharacterized. The transcript has 3 exons. The coding region runs from base 1 to 801 and encodes 266 amino acids. NCBI's taxonomy places the organism in Eukaryota, Fungi, Ascomycota, Lecanoromycetes, Lecanorales, Parmeliaceae. Gene Ontology annotation, molecular function: phosphoprotein phosphatase activity. Gene Ontology annotation, biological process: dephosphorylation. The record is from RefSeq and is a predicted model, not a curated record.
AUGAAUUUCUCCAAAAAUCCUUUCACCCAUAUCGAAGGCAUCUUCAAUUUCCGUGAUGCUGGCGGCUACGCAAUCGCUUUCGACCCGCUCUACUCAGUCCGGCGCCGCUUCAUCUUCCGAUGCGCCAACCCAGGCAGGGCAACAUCCAAUGGAGUGCAACAAAUCCGAGACUUGGACAUCACCACCAUCUUCGAUCUGCGCUCCGCCACCGAGAUCGAAAGAACCAAAGAUUUCGCGCCGACAGCCGAGAUCCCGGGCAUCAGGAGAGUACACGUGCCGGUGUACGUCCACGGCGAAUAUCCCGCCCAUCAGAGCGUAGAGAACCUUCAGAAUUAUACAUCGGCGAACCGUCAAGAUUCAAGAGGGGCAUAUGUGGAAUAUCUCGACAACGGAAAAGAUGCCUUCGGAACCAUCUUCACGCACAUACGAGACCACUCCGACCAAAAUUGCCUCAUCCACUGCUCCGCGGGUAAAGACCGGACAGGCGUCGCUAUCGCUCUAAUCCUGGCCACCGCAGGAGUGGAGACCUCGACGAUACAACAAGAGUACCGACUUUCAGAAGAGGGGUUGAAGCCCAUGAAAGAAUCCGUCGUUCGCUAUCUGACCGAGAAGUCGGGCUCGGAGUGGACGGAUCAGCAAGUAACAAGUCUUCUAGGACUGAGGCUCGAUGCACUGAGUGAAAUGCUCGAUGUUUUACGAGACGCUCAUGACGGUGCGGAAGGGUAUCUAAAGACGCAAUGCGGCUUCAGCAACGAGGACGUAGCGAUCAUAAGGGAGAAUCUGCGUAUCAAAGAAGCUUGA